AUGGAAGGCGGAGCUACCCCAACGCUUGCUCGAUCGGCGUUGCGAAAUGGCGAAUCCUAUCGACCCAUGAAGAGCGUGGAGCGUCUGAUUGAGAUUUGGUGA
This is a messenger RNA of Plenodomus lingam JN3, 102 nucleotides long. NCBI's taxonomy places the organism in Eukaryota, Fungi, Ascomycota, Dothideomycetes, Pleosporales, Leptosphaeriaceae. The record is from RefSeq and is a predicted model, not a curated record.